Molecule: messenger RNA, 1089 nt
Organism: Thelazia callipaeda (thelaziosis nematode)
Lineage: Eukaryota; Metazoa; Nematoda; Chromadorea; Rhabditida; Thelaziidae
Source: the annotation of a GenBank genome assembly
AUGUCGGAAGGUAGAAAGUGUAUCAAAUGCCCUGAGAAAGCUACUCUGUGUAGUACAGAUGUCAAACAAGCUGUAUAUUGCAAGUCCUGCUUCAUUCUUAUGGUAAAGCAUAAGUUCAGAUCCACUAUCGGUAAGCGUCGACUGUACAAGGAUGGUGAAAAGCGAGAAACUUUAGUAAUUUACGAUGGCACAAAUGCUGGUGCAUUUUUAUUAUCAGUUAUAAGUGAAGAUCUGCAAGUUAAUAAGCAUAAAAGGCUUGCACUUGUACCCACUGUAAUGGUUCUAAUGAAAGAGGUAAAUAAGGAAAAAAUUGACAUUAUUAAGCGUGAUCUCGAAGUUAUCAAGGAAUGUAUAAAGACACCGUGGAUUUAUGUCCACAUUGCAGCAAUCUUUGACAGUACUUUUGAACCACAAACCUCUUCUGAUAUUUGUGGCAUUGAAUAUUUUAUAGCUCUUCAGAUAUCGGAUUGGAUCAGGUUAUUAGCGUCAUGUUCAUCACUGUCUAUUCGAGAAGAGAUUGAAUGUUUAUGUACAAAUAUAUUGUGUGUUCGCAUUGCACGAAAAUUGCAGAUUGAUAAGGUUAUGCUUCCUCUAUCUGCUGAUGUAUUAGCUGCAAAAACACUAUCGUCACUUGCUUUUGCCAGGGGCCCUUCUGUUUUUCACAUUGCAAAUGUAAUUGAUAAACGAUAUGGUGUGAAGUUGAUUCGUCCAUUGCGAGAAAUCAGUGAAAAAGAAAUGGGACUUGUAAAUCGAUUUGAAGGAAGUGACAAGUACAUUUUAAAUUUUGAAAGUUGCCGUGUAGAUGUUAAUGCUGAUAGACAGUCGUUGCAAUCAGUUUCACGAUAUUUUAUCAACACUUUAGUUGCUGAUGGUUUUACUGGGACAGUAACAACUAUAUUGAGUACCGUGAACAAAGUCCAGGGUCCAGCUAGAAAUAUCAAUCGUUGUCCACUCUGUGCUUCAACUUUUUCCAGCGAUGGCAGUCAAAGGUCCUUGUACUGCUUUUCUUGUUCAUCUCUUUUGGACGAAGUUGGUAACAAAGUUUUGCUUGAGAAGCUUCUUAAUUGCAUAAACGUUGAUAUAAUGUAA